This is a messenger RNA of Python bivittatus (Burmese python), 1121 nucleotides long. Lineage: Eukaryota; Metazoa; Chordata; Lepidosauria; Squamata; Pythonidae. The record is from RefSeq and is a predicted model, not a curated record.
GCAUCGGUUUUUCUUAUUUACGAGCCUGGACGCAAACGGUCUGCUUUCCGAAUUGCUGUGAGAAGUUCUCCGCGGUUAGAUCCGGAGGCCUCCCCUUCACAACCUGACGGACACCCAUCUGUUUCGUUCCAGAUGAAGGUCCUCGCGGCUUGCGCCCGUUGGCGCUUGGUCCUCUUCGGGCCCAGAGGUCUUCAAAACAGCCUUGCUCCGCAGCUGUGGAAAGGGGACCACCGCGUGCUCCGUUCCUUUGGAAGUCCGGCCGUGCUGCAGCGGGGAGCUGGCCAGGCGCCCGGCCUUCGCCUGGGGCAGCCCCGUUGGCUGGGCGGGGCGGCCUUUUCUCAGCGUGAUCCGGGGCCGCAACCCAGCUUCGAAAGCUCAGAGAAAUUUACCUUGAUUUACCAAUUCUCCGGCAUCACGUUCUUGAGAUUCUUGUCGAGGCUGAAGGUACUGCAGUCGGGCAUCGCUCUUGUGAUCCUCCCUUCGGUCUGGUAUUUCUACCAGCUAAACCAGGUUACUCUGACUCACGGUCUUUACGCGACAGGCGUGCUCUGCUUCUCCGUAGUCGUCUUGUACGCAAUCAGCUUCUUUCUGCAGCGGAUCAUCGGCUUCAUGUACCUGAAUGAGAACGGCACUCUUUUAAAAGUUUCGCACUUGACGUUUUGGGGGAAGAGGAGAAAUUUCUGCUGUCCGGUUGAAUCUGUCAUGACCCUAGGAAAUGCGGACGAAGGCAAGAACAGAUUCCUCCUGAAGUUCAGGCAGUAUGACCAGAAAGAGAACUUGUAUUUUUCACUUCACUUGGGUCAGAUUGUGGAUCAGGAAGGCUUUGCCAAAGUGUUUGGGUAUUUUUCCUAAGUGCGUGUGUCAGAGAGAGAAAGAGAAAACCUUAACAUCCAGAACAUUUUGCAUGGGGGGAUCAUGACCUGGUUCACUGAAAUAGGAGGUUUCUCCAACUGUCUUUUAUAGCAGACAUUAUUUCUCAAAGACAGAGAAAGAAGAUGAAUAAAAAAAAAAUUAGUUCUUGUGAAAGGCUUUUUUUAAAAAAAAAACUUCCUGAACAAGGUUGCUCUUUACCUUCUGUAGUCUCUUUCUCAAAAUAAAAUAAAAUAAAAUAAAAUAAAAUA